AUGACAUCUGUAGUGUAUCUGCUUCCGUAUUUACCACUAAUUGUACCUGCAUCCUAUGUUACUAAUAAAAAGGGAAUACGAUUUACACUACUCUUAGCAGCAAGUGGUAAUUUCAUUGGAUCGUUGUUAAAAGUAUUUUCAGCGCAUCCAAAUUUAUUUUUACUUGGAUUAUUGGGUCAAACAAUAUCAUCUGUGGCACAAGUAUUUUUGUUAAGUAUGCCACCAAAAUUAGCUGGAAUAUGGUUUGAUGCAAAUCAAAUAAGCAUAGCGUGCACAAUUGGUAUAGUUGGAUCUGAAUUAGGUGUAGGGGCUAGUUGUUUAUUCACACCGAUGAUUGUACAAGAUCAUGAAAAUAUAGACGAUAUUGGACACGAUUUAUUUAUGUUAUUUCUGAUUGUAGCUAUAGCUACGUUUGUGAUGCUAGUAUUUACUAUUUUCUUUUUCCAGGAAGAGCCUCUCAUACCUCCAAGUGAAGCACAAAAAUUGAAAUAUGAAGGAAUCUCGAAUACGAUUAAAUCUUUUAAAGCUUUAUUAACAAAUCCACCAUUUGUGAUGUUACUUUUCGCUUUUGCUAUAUUUGACGGAAUUUUGAACAGUGUUAAUGCAUUGUUAAAUCCAACACUAUUACCACAUUUCCAAAAUAAUGGUGAACGAUUGGCUGGUUAUGUUGGAGUUAUUUGGGUUGUGUUUGGAAUUUUUGGUUGCAUUGUUUUUGGAUUAAUUCUAGACAAGACUAAAAAGUUCAAGAAACUUUCAAUAAUUGUAAACAUCAUGUCAAUAAUCGGAAUGUUAGCAUUUACAUUUGCGGUAGCAUCAGAAAAUAAAUUGUUUGUGUAUUUAUCUGCCAUGGUGUUUGGAUUCUUUUCAAGCAGCUAUAUGGUUGUGGGAUGUGAAACAGGAGUUGAAUUAACAUACCCUGAAAGUGAAUUUAAUUCAUCAGGUUUAUUAUUUGGAGCAUCGUUUAUAACGGGUGGAGUUUUUACAUUAUUACUUACUUUUAUUUUGGAGACAACUAGUGAGUUUUGGUCCAAUAUAUGUAUGGUCGUGUUGUUGAUAAUUGGAACUGUGUUUACAAUAUUAACACGUAAUGUGCGUAAGCGUCAAGCAGCUUUACAACCAUCGAUUUUCAAUCUAAAUGUGAAUGACACCUAA
Messenger RNA from Chrysoperla carnea, 1152 nucleotides. RefSeq lists its product as uncharacterized. The record is from RefSeq and is a predicted model, not a curated record. Gene Ontology annotation, biological process: heme export; transmembrane transport. Gene Ontology annotation, cellular component: membrane. The coding region runs from base 1 to 1152 and encodes 383 amino acids. The transcript is spliced from 6 exons. Gene Ontology annotation, molecular function: heme binding; heme transmembrane transporter activity. Lineage: Eukaryota; Metazoa; Arthropoda; Insecta; Neuroptera; Chrysopidae.